Messenger RNA from Xenopus tropicalis (tropical clawed frog), 5804 nucleotides. RefSeq names its product nuclear factor of activated T cells 5 (gene nfat5). The transcript has 15 exons. Lineage: Eukaryota; Metazoa; Chordata; Amphibia; Anura; Pipidae. The record is from RefSeq and is a predicted model, not a curated record. Gene Ontology annotation, biological process: regulation of DNA-templated transcription. Gene Ontology annotation, cellular component: chromosome; cytoplasm; nucleus. Bases 546 to 4775 code for a protein of 1409 amino acids. Gene Ontology annotation, molecular function: RNA polymerase II cis-regulatory region sequence-specific DNA binding; DNA-binding transcription factor activity; DNA binding.
GCUAGUCUCGCGUGAUGAGACUUGUGGCUUUGGGAUUUGCUGUAAGACAGGAGGCUAGGAGCCUGCAGUUAACAGUUUUACGGGAGGUGUAAGUAGCUAUACGGGACUGCGGGCUGCGUUUGGGAACUCGGGACUGCUGGGCUGUGUUUGGGAAAGCUGGACUGUUUGGCAGUGUGGAAGCUGUGUAGAACAAAGAACAUUCAGGCACCAUAGCAACCUAAAUCGCUCCCGAAGUCUGCAGCUCAAUGACAGCAGGGGGGGCGGUAAUCCAAGUAAGUGGAGCGCUGCUGGGCCCCCUCUGAGAGUCAGAACCCGCCGGCCCUAGGACGACUGCCAACACCCCAUGGCGACUCUGUUCAGGGAUAUCCAGCCUGGCUCUCAUUCCUUCUGGUUUGUGAUCUGGCCAUCUUUGAGCUCUCUAUAGGUCCACAAGUAAAGUGACAUUGGGGCCCACUAAAAGUGUUUCUUCGCUAGAAUAAUCUGUAUAUGACCUUCUCCCAAAGGAGUUACAGUUGCCCUCCUCACAAGAAACAUCCUUCGCCCCAAUGAGUCAGACAAGCGGAGGUGAGGCAGGCUCACCGCCCCCGGCUGUUAUAGCUGCUGAUGCCUCAUCUGCCUCCUCUUCCUCAAUGGGCGGUGCUUGCAGCUCCUUUACCACCACUUCCAGCCCUUCUAUUUACUCUACCUCACUCACCGAUACCAAAGCUAUGCAAUCGGAGAGUUGCUCCUCUGCUCUGGGGGUAAGUAAACCAGGGGUAAGUGAACAGCUCUUAGCCAGUAAUGCAGGCCAGCAGCAGACCGGGCCACUAAGAUGGACGGUCCUUAACAUUUCGCCACCACCCGAAGACUUGCUCGAUAACAGUCAGAUGUCAUGCCAAGAUGAAGGGGGUGGACUGGAGUCGGAGCAGAGUUGCAGUAUGUGGACUGAAGAUUCCACCUCCAAUUUUAGCAACAUGAGCACCCAUUCUUACAAUGAUAACACCGAGGUGCCUCGUAAGUCACGGAAAAGAAACCCAAAGCAAAGGCCUGGAGCGAAACGGCAGGAUUCCAACAUGGAUGUUUUUGAUGCUGAUAGCGCCAAAGCUCCCCAUUAUGUGCUUUCCCAGCUCAACUCGGACAGCAAAGGCCAUACUGGAAAUGGAGCUGCAGAGAAUUCAAAAGGAGGAAAAAAGAGCCUGGUGUUGUGUGAGCAGUAUCCAGCUAAAGCUGAGGCAAAGGAACUGAAAAUAGUUGUGCAGCCAGAAACACAACAUCGCGCCAGAUACCUAACAGAGGGAAGUCGAGGAUCUGUAAAAGAUCGAACACAACAAGGCUUUCCUACUGUGAAGCUGGAAGGCCAUAAUGAGUCAGUGGUGCUUCAAGUGUUUGUUGGUAAUGACUCUGGCAGAGUAAAGCCACAUGGAUUCUACCAAGCCUGUAGGGUAACUGGGAGAAACACCACUCCUUGCAAAGAAGUGGACAUAGAGGGUACAACAGUUAUUGAGGUUAUGCUUGACCCGAGCAAUAUGAUGACACUAGCAGUUGAUUGUGUUGGGAUCCUGAAGCUUCGGAAUGCAGAUGUAGAAGCACGGAUAGGGGUUGCUGGCUCUAAGAAAAAGAGCACUCGUGCUAGACUUGUGUUUCGAGUAAACAUCACUCGUUCAGAUGGCUCAAUUUUAACACUUCAAACACCUUCUUCACCUAUUCUCUGUACCCAGCCUGCUGGUGUACCUGAAAUCCUAAAGAAGAGUUUACAUAGUUGCUCAGUGAAAGGGGAGGAAGAAGUCUUUCUCAUUGGCAAAAACUUUUUAAAAGGAGCAAAAGUUGUAUUCCAAGAGAAUAUCGCAGAUGACAAUUCCUGGAAAGCUGAAGCUGAAAUUGACAUGGAGUUAUUUCAUCAGAAUCACCUUAUAGUGAAGGUUCCUUCUUUCCGCGAUCAGCACAUUAGUUCCCCUGUUUCAGUGGUUAUGUUUGUGGUGACAAACGCAGGUCGAUCUCAUGAUGUUCAGCCUUUCACAUACACUCCAGAUCAAUCCAUUCCAGUAAAUGUUCUUAUAAAGAAAGAGAUUCCCAGCCCAACUCAGUCCUGCACUUUUGAAGACACUAUGAAAGCAACAGCACCAUCUGCCUGCAACACUGAUCAAGUGAGUUUGCUCCCAAGUACUCUGGGUUCUCCUCUUAAAUCAAGUGGUUUAAUCAAAAAUGAAGAUAGUGCUCCUAUGGAGAUGGCUGCUGAUCAGAGAUCCUCUCCUCUAUACAAAACAACAACCAUUGUAUCAGCUCAGCAAAAUCUAGAAAAUUCAUCAAAUGCUAGACCUUUUUCACCCACUGUAUCCCAUCUUCCCACUGAUGCUGACCAACAGGCAUCAAUUCAAGUGCAGACAUUCAGCACAGAACCUCUGGCCACCAUCCAGACCCAAGACAUUGCCCAGCCUGGUAGUUUUCAGUCAGUGACAUCUCCGGGCCAGGCUAAUGAUUCCAUAAUGCAGCAGACUGGACAAUUUCAAACUAUGGAUGGCCAACCCAGGGACACAAUGCAGCCAGAAAACGCCAUUGUCACACUUUCACAAAUGGCUGAAGUUACUCCACAAGUGCAGCAGUCCACAAUGCAAGAGCAAGCGCAGACAUUACAACAGCAGAUUACUACAGGCUUAUUCACCUCCACAAGUAGCGUUAACCAGUUACAGAGUGCUAUUAACCAACUACAGGCUGGUAGCUUUCAGUCUAGUGUAAGUGGUGGUAAUACAAAUGUAGAUUUGGUCCAGCAGGUUCUGGACUCCCAGCAGUUGUCUUGCGUACUUUUUUCUGGACAAAGCGGAAAUGAAAGCAAGCAGGCCUCAGUUGGACAAGUUCAGGAGCGGAUCAGUGCUGGCAUAUUCCAACCUGUUGCUUCAAUACAAAACAAUGCAAAUUCUGCACUGUUUUCCACCCCUGAAUCUGUGCAUUCCAGACCAGAAAACGUGCUUUCGGGAAGAACUGACAGCCUUCUCCAGCAGGCUGAAAAUGCUUUGUCUAAUCAACAGCAGCCCAUGGAGACCACAGCAGCCCUAGUCAUGGAGAUGCAGCAAAGUAUUCUUCCCUCUGCUGCAACGAUUCAGCCUGACCUUUUCCAGACACAAAACUCUGGAACAUCAAACAUUCAGUCACCUGUCUAUCAGCACCAGCAAGGUUCUCAUUUAAUCCCUGGACUGUCCACUAAUGAAGAGAUGCCAAUGCAGUGUGAUAUGUUUGCUAGUGCAGCAGUUCCUGGAAGUGAAAGCAGUGCAAACCAGCAGCAGGUAUCUUCAUCUAGUUCAAAUAUGUUCCAGCCCACAAGCUCUACAGAAAAUGAUAAUGCUUCUGCACAGGCAGAGCACAUCCAAAGGAAUGUGUUUCAAUCUAUGGUCCAGAUGCAACACAGCGGAGAAACCCAGAAUCAAGUCAGUCUUUUUUCACCAGAUGAAGACAUGCUUGGAGUUCAGACAAGUGUAAGCCAACAGCAAGGCAGUGGGCUUUUUCCCCCUGGAGACUUAAUGACUCUUCAGUCUAGUAACUUCAUGCAACAAUCCCCUCACUCACACACUACAAUUUAUCACUCACAGAACUCUAUUGGGGAGAGCCAGAGUAUAAACCAGGAAACUCAGGGCUCUCUCUUCCACUCUACCAACACUAUGGUGCAGCAUCAGAACACUGCAUCUCAAGAUCAGCUUCAGUCUCCACUUUUCCACCCACAGAACACAUUGUCUGUUUUGCAGAGUUCCUCUGUCACUGCAGAGCAGACCUCGUCUAACCUCUUCCUGUCUCAAAGCACUAUGAGCUCGCUGCAAAGUAAUCCAGUGUCUCAAGAGAAGCAGCUCUCCUUUUUCACAAGUCAAAAUUCACUCCCUCAGCUCCAAGCUGCUCCAACCACAGAACAGCAAGCAGCCUUUCAACAGCAAGCCCAACUGUCUCACAUUCAAAACUCAAUCAUAUCCCAAGAACAGCAGCAACAAGUUUCACAAAAUAUAUAUCAGCCACAGAACCAACAAACAGCAAUUUUCCAGGCAACUCACUCAAUGGUUGGGAUUCAGGGUAGUCCAUCUUCUCAUGAGCAGAGACAAAACAUCCUAUUCAGCACACAAAAUUCACUGUCUAACAUGGGAUCGCCAGAGCAGCAGCAAAGCAUGCUUUUUAAUCCUGGACAGGAGCCAAUGUCCACCCAGGAGCAGCAGAACCAAGCUCUCUUUCAUUCCCAGAACAUGGAGUUCCAGUCUCAGAGCUCUGUUUCCACUCAGCAUGAACAGCAGCAGCAGUCUCCAAUGUUUCAUAAUUCUCCGCAACUUCAGCUUGUUCAGGCCUCCACAACCUCUCCAGAGCAACAGGUUACAUUGUUUAUGUCCCCCGUUUCCAUGUCAGCCUUGCAGAGCAGCAUCAACCAGCAAGACCUUCAGCAAGCCAGUAUAUACUCACAGUCUAUCCAGGGCAGUACACCACCUCCUCCCCAGCAGUCUAAUAUAUACCACAGUUCCACAAGUGGAGCAAUGGGCCAAAUUCAAGGUCAGCCAACAUCAUCACCGCAGGCAUCAGGAAUGUUUUUGUUCGGGAUUCAAAGCAAUUGCGGUCAGCUGAUCUCCCAGGCUGCUGCUUCCAUACCUGAUCAGAUAAUGGUUAUGGCACAAUCAGGUCAAUCGCAAGGAGAUGGUCAAUCUGUAACAGCAAUUCUAUCCCAACAAAUGACAGAUAAUUCAUCAAUGACAUCUGAACAGAGCAUGGAGAAGAUCAGUGAUUUGCUAGUUUCUCUGCAGAACCAGGGGACCAGUUUGUCUGGCUCUUUCUAACCAGUAAAGCAGAAACUCUGAGAAGACUGGCCAGACUUACUUAGUACAACUGGAUUUUUUGUACAUUAACUAUGGUCCAAACAGAACUGGUUUGUAGUGUCACGCCUGGCCUGUUUGUGUCCUCCUUUAGUAUUUUCUAACCAAUGCUACAGAUCCAAUAGAUUGUCAUAGCCCAGAAAGCAAUAGCCGUGAGAUUCCUGGUUUGUGCUAGCUGCUGUCAUCCUACCAGCGGUCAAGCUUGGACAUUCAGCAGUCAUUGCUUUCUACAUCCACACCUGUUGUCAUGUUUACCUUUUUUGUUUGCUUGUUGUUCACAGGUGUCUGUGUGUAAAGUAGGUUUGCGUGUAAAUAUGUAUGUACAUAAAAGGAUAAAAUAUAUUUUUGUCUAUAAACUUUCCCUUGAGGAAAACCUAUUUUGUCCAUUCAAGAAGCUGUGAUUGUGAAAGCAUGUCACACUAUGUCUGUCACAUGUAGCACUCAGUGUUAUACAUAUAUAUGGCGCUCGUGCAGUUCUCCCUGCUGCUGAGGUAGCAUUGCACAUGGGUCAGUGAAGUGUUUAAAAGUAAAGCAGGUCUGGAUCCAAGGCAGCUGCCCCCCUCCCCCCCCCCCACCCUAAAGAGGUUUGGCUCUGGAAGUCUCCUCUGUUUCUUUUAAUCUUGUCAAAUAUGCACCCUAUAAUGACUGUCUAAGCAAGGUGCUGCAGGCUGCUCCAGCUGGAACAUAUUCGUUUCCCUGGUUAUGUCUCUGAUUUCCCUGUCUGUCCCCCUUCUUGUUAACAUGUGAUGAGAGGGUGCUUCUGUGCUCCCCCAUGUCACACAAGUAAUGCUGCACUUUGGGUUAUAAGAAGUCUUUCUCUAACUGAGUUGUAUUUUGUUCCUGAGCCAUGUAGAUAUGUUUUAUUGUUACCUUCCCUAUUCCCUUUCUGUCUGUCUCUUCUUUAAUAGCUCCUCAAAGGAGACUUUUAAUGGUUUCAGUAGUGCGGGUUAUUGCCGACAUGAAGGGAACUUUCUCAGAGAGAUCUGUUCCAGG